CCAGUGUUAGAAGGUAGGGCGCCUUCUUUCCUCCCAUUGGCUGAGUUUCCUGGGAGGCGGGGCUAACCAGCAAACAGGGCCUAGAGACCAGACACUAAAAAAGAAGCCGGGAGAGACGCACUUGUGACGCACUUCCGAGGCGCUAAGCGAGGAAGAUGGCUGCGUCCCAGCAGCAGGCUUCCGCGGCUUCCUCUGCUGCUGGUGUGUCGGGUCCUGGUUCGGCGGGUGGCCCGGGUCCCCAGCAGCAGCCGCAACCACCGGCACAGCUGGUGGGGCCUGCCCAGAGCGGGCUUUUGCAGCAACAGCAACAGGACUUCGAUCCCGUGCAGCGCUAUAAGAUGCUCAUCCCGCAGCUGAAGGAGAGUCUACAGACCUUGAUGAAGGUUGCAGCCCAGAACUUGACUCAGAACACUAACAUUGACAACGGACAAAAGAGCAGCGACGGACCCAUGCAGCGCUUUGACAAGUGUCUGGAGGAGUUCUACGCCCUCUGCGACCAGCUGGAGCUCUGCCUGCGCCUGGCACACGAGUGCCUGUCACAGAGUUGCGACAGUGCCAAGCACUCUCCCACGCUGGUGCCCACAGCCACCAAGCCGGACGCGGUGCAACCUGACAGCCUGCCCUACCCGCAGUACCUGGCGGUCAUCAAAGCCCAGAUUGCCUGUGCCAAGGACAUUCACACGGCUCUGCUGGACUGCGCCAACAAGGUCACGGGCAAGACGCCGGCACCACCCACGGGCCCCGGGGGCACCCUGUGAGCCGGCGCGGCUGGGAGGGGGCAGGAGGGGGGCGGGGGACAGGGAGGGAAUGAAGAGUGGCCUCAAAUCAGCCUUGUGUCUUUUUUCCCCCUGCACAGCACGGCUGGAGCCAGCAGGGGGCGGGCGCAGCCAGCAGGCUGCACACAGGGCGGGGCCUGGGCUCCUGGCUGCCGGCUGGCGUGCGUGGACUUUGGACUGUGCCUGGUGGUGACCUCUUUCAUGGGUUCUCCGCCGACCUGGCCUGGGUGUGGAGCCCUGUGUGGGCCCCUCGCCCUCAUCCUUCCUUGAUUCUGCCCCAUUUUGGGGUGGUCUCUGUGUCUGCUCCUUUUUCUAGCUGUCCUCUGUGUGUCUCUACUGCAUGUGGCUGUUGUCUCUCGUUCCAUCUCUUUUUCGAGGCGCUCUCUCUGCCUCUGUGGUCUUGUGCCUCCCUGUCUCUCACCAUCUCUCUCUUCCAGUCCCCUUUACUGUCUUCUGCCUCCAUCUCCUAACUGGGACUCUGUCCUAUGAAGCGGGCCAGAUUCUGGGAGCCAGAACCUUUGGGUUGCCUGGGGUGGGGGAAGGGUCGCAGCCAAACCCAGGGAUCCCCAGCAUCUCCCAUGUCAGCCCGGUCGCCAGGGUCCUUAGCUCAGGAAAGGAGAAGUUGCGAGGGUCUAGGCCCUGACCUCAGCACGCCUGGUCAGGGAGCAACUCGGGCCCCCACCCGUACCCAGGGCCUGCGUCAGCAGCACUCAAACUAGGGGCGUUGUGCAAUCCGUGGUGAGGCCUGGCCCAGCUGGAUGCCUGGGUCCCUGUAUUUUUAGCCCCAAAGCAGAAGUGAAAAGGCCCCAGUAGGGGUGAAUCAUCAGUCCUGGGGAAGAACCCAGGCGCCUGGGCUGCAGCUCCGGGAAGCAGGCCUUGGGGAGGGGGCUUCAGGGAGGGGGUGCCCCACCAGACUCCCCACUUCCCUCAGAGCAGGCUUUGGGGAGCUCAGCCAUGGCCGUCAGGUCUGGGCAAGUGCAGGGCGGAGCUCCCAGCCCAGGCCCAGCUGGUGGGGUGUGAAAGGCUCAAGUGACUCAGCCUGGUUGUGGGGCCGCCCCACCCAGCACCUUCUGUGCCGUGGUUCCCAUGUCUCCACCCAGGGACCUUCUGUCCUGGACCCCACAUCUGCAAGGAAACCCGGGACCUGGAAACCUGUGAUUCACCCAGAGCCCAGGUCCCCCCACUGGAGUCCCGGGAACGGCGAGCGUGUGUGUGUGGCACAUCCCAGGAAGUUUCCCCGCCGCCUCCGUGUCCUUGACGUGCCAGGCACACAGGGCAGGCCUCGGGAGGGGCAGCAGCCCUCUCAGGCACUGGGGGGGACUUAGGGAAGCCACAGCUCUCCCCAUUUGCCGAAUCAGGCCCCCAGCUCCCUCCCCAGAUCGUCCAGGAUGCUCUCCUUCACUUAGAGGCCACUGCUGGUGGACCUGACUCCCGUCUACAAAAUACUUUCCCAGCGACGUCCAGAUUCAUGUUUGAUCGACUCCCUGGGGACUAUAGCCGAGCCAAGUUGGCACAUAAAACUGACCAUCAUAAUCUGUUCCUUGUCACCCGUACCUGUCUCCUGAACUGUACUUAAUCUCCAGGUACAGCAAAAAAUAAGAACAAAUCUUAUUUCCAGCUAAUAUGGUGCAGUUACCUAUGUACAACCAAAAAUGCACUUGUUCCCCAGAAGAGCCCACCGCCCUCCAGCCUGGGGACACACACCACGUACUGGUGGAGAUGUGACAGUCCCCGGGGCACACUCACAAGACAGGUGCAGCUGGCCCCGUGAGGCGGAGUCAGCAGCGGCACACACAGGUGGGGGCAUGACCUCCCGGCACCAUGACCCAGGGCCCAGCAGUGCCUACAGCCACGCCCAGGGAGACGGCCGGGACACCAGUGGGCAGCCGGCUGAUGGAUGCACAGUUCACCAGCCACGUCCGGGCUGGCAGCUGCGCACCAGGAAGCUGAGUUCACUUAAGAAACAUUUAUUGAGCAUGUAGUGUGGGCCAAGCCCUGCACGUUGUGCCCGAAAGAUCUCUGCCUUCCUGGAGCUGGGAUUCCAGUGAGAGAGUUAAGUGGGAUCAAGUGAGACAGUCUCAGCUAGAAGUUCCCAGAAGAGACAGAAAGCAGAGAAGCGGGAGAGACCAGAAGUGGAGAGAGAUUUAUAACAGCAAAAAAAGAAUGGUACUUGGGGAUAAAUCUACACAAAGGCAAGAUUUGCAUAUGGAGGACUGUGUUACUUCACUGAAAAGCAUGAAAUAAAGUUUGAGAGCUUGG
Equus quagga is the source of this 3035-nucleotide messenger RNA. RefSeq names its product mediator complex subunit 29 (gene MED29). The transcript has 4 exons. Lineage: Eukaryota; Metazoa; Chordata; Mammalia; Perissodactyla; Equidae. Gene Ontology annotation, biological process: regulation of transcription by RNA polymerase II. The record is from RefSeq and is a predicted model, not a curated record. Gene Ontology annotation, cellular component: mediator complex. Bases 156 to 758 code for a protein of 200 amino acids. Gene Ontology annotation, molecular function: transcription factor binding; transcription coregulator activity.